Molecule: messenger RNA, 1130 nt
Organism: Pocillopora verrucosa
Lineage: Eukaryota; Metazoa; Cnidaria; Anthozoa; Scleractinia; Pocilloporidae
Source: RefSeq, a predicted model, not a curated record
GCAAAUCCCACCACAGGAUUCAGCUUCAAACUGAUGGAGUUUGUGGAGAAGGUCUUUCUUCAUUGUCAAGUGUCCCUGCUAAACAUCACAGAAGUGAUCACAGUGACAUGACUUUUUUUAAUUGAUUGAUUCUGGUUGAAUGAACUGCAGUAAGUUCCAUGCUGGAGAGGUUCUUUCAGCUUUAAGAUCAAAAGGCAAAAACAAACUCUUUGACGAGAAAGGUGUCUUUGGGCGAGUAUGCAGACAUGACUUUCCCAAAGGAUUCCAUAACAUAAAGCAUGGUGAAAGAAUAUCAUACUCUGUUUAUGAGCUUAAGAGGCUUAGAAGUCUUAAUGAGAGCACCAGAAACAGAGUAAUCAUCAUGUAUGACAUUGCUUGUCUAUUAGCACACCAUUUGAAGGAAAGCCUCUUGGAAGGUGUUGAUGUUGCCAUACCCAUAUUCCAUUGCUAUGGGCACAAGGCAUCAUGCCAGAUCCAGUACAGUCCAAGAAGGAUCAAGGGAACUGGAUUGACAGAUGGUGAAGGGGUGGAAAGGUUAUGGUCCUUUCUGCGAAGGUUUUCCUCUGUCACUAAAGAAAUGAGUGCUCACAAAAGGACAGAUGUUUUGACUGAUGGGCUUCUUCACUAUGCCCAACAUUUGUAUCACAAAUUUGGUUUUACUCUAAAAGCAAAGUUUGCAAGGGCAGAAAUUCUUCUACAGGAUGUCAGUGCAAAGCUUAAGGAACUCACUGAAAAACUUCCAGAUUGUGAUGAUGAUGUGAUACAAGAGUGGCAAAAGGAAGAAGUUGAAGCACUGAAACCAAAAGAACACGGAUUAAUACUGCAGUGGGACGAAUCAUAUGUCAGCUUGCUCCUCAUGUCUAAAAAACUCAGAAAUGAAUUGAGCUGUGUACAAGAUGAAGAUCAAGGGAAAGUAAAAGAUGUUGAAAAGAAAAUCAAACGGAACGAGAAGGCCAUAGUAGCCAUGGAAAAGAAGCAUCACAUCAGAGAAAGAUGGUCCGAUCUGUCUCGUGUGUUUGUAACCGUUAAGUCACGUCUCUACGAGAAGAGAAAGAGCGAACUCUUGUUGAGUUUACAUUGCAUGGCAUCCGAAAGAUGUUUCUUGGUGGAAUUGAAGCGAAAAUAUGCUG